AUGAUCGACCCUGGAGACCGGCUCUGGGCUGGUGGUGGCAGCUUGCUUACGGGAGGGCCUUACACAUGGCACAUUACCGACUUUGAUCAGCGAAGGCAUUUCUCUGUUACAUAUUGCCCCCCGACAGCAGUACAAGACGUUGAGGAGACAGAGGAUAUUUGUCUAGCAAAAUUACGAAAGCACAUCGACGACCUUGACACGGACGUCUUGGGCAUUCGUUUCUCGGAUCCAGAAGGACCGAUUUCGGUAUCUACGGACCUAAAGGAUGACGUAACGUGGUAUAAAAACUGCCAGCCGUUGACUGCACUCAGUCUUCCUUUCCCAGUCAAGACCAUCAGAUUCAAGAGCAUGACGGAGCUUGACAGGAUGGGCCCGCAGGUGGAUUUGGUGACCUACCCAGACUAUCCCACUACAGUCGACGACGGCAGGGCAAACCACACAAAGGCAGCUUUCAAAAAAUGGUACGAGCUUCAAUGUUGGGCUCGAUUACCGCGAGACCACCCGCACAUUGUUCCAUUCGACGCCGUUGUGUUGGACGACAUUCGGGGAGGCGUUGUUGGGUUUACAAGUCUCUACAUCCCAGGCGGAACUCUCAAAGACAACGGCGCUACUACCCGGCCAUUUCGUUUAGCGUGGCUACAACAGCUCCUGUCUGUUGUAGAUGAUUUGAACUAUCGCUACGGCAUCAUGCACCAGGAUAUUGCUGCGCGUAACCUGCUCAUCGACGAGAAGGAGAAUCUCCGUAUCUUCGAUUUUGAUUUUUCUAUUAUGCUUCACGAGCAUUACACCCCAGAGCGUGAUGAUAUGAAAGGCGUUAUCUUUACUUUGUACGAGAUCAUCACUUUGGAUGAGCAUUUCCGAGGAGUACCUCAUAUCGAGCAGGAUGCUGAAGCUGUACUACGGCUUGAGUGGAUAAAACACCCGGACGUGAAACUGGAUGCUGAUGUACACGUGUUCCGAAAGGUACUAGAUGCGUGGGUUGACAAGAGAAGGACGCGGGAAUUGAAGCUCGUCGAAACAUGUUUGAAGUGGUCGCUGAUGCCACAGGAGCCAGCGGCACCAGUGGCGGUAAGAGGGCUUGAUGGAACUGUCGAGGGAAAGGAAAUGAAAUCUACCCCGGUCUUGAGCCGGUCGGAUUUGAUCAAGCUGAAUGAGCCGUACUUGACAUGGGAGCGGCCUGCAAGUUAUCAGUUCAAGAAUUUGCCGGAACAGAACGGCCACCAGAAGGAGAUGGAUGUGCCAAAAUCAGCCACGGCACAAGAGAGCUGCGAGUCUAUAGACGGGCACCUCGGGGACAAAACAGACGACGCACCCAGUCAGAAGGCUCACUUCGACUAA
This is a messenger RNA of Beauveria bassiana ARSEF 2860, 1338 nucleotides long. Its product is annotated as serine/threonine protein kinase. The transcript is spliced from 2 exons. NCBI's taxonomy places the organism in Eukaryota, Fungi, Ascomycota, Sordariomycetes, Hypocreales, Cordycipitaceae. The coding region runs from base 1 to 1338 and encodes 445 amino acids. Gene Ontology annotation, molecular function: protein kinase activity; ATP binding. The record is from RefSeq and is a predicted model, not a curated record. Gene Ontology annotation, biological process: protein phosphorylation.